AUGUAGGUAUUAAUUAUCAAUCAUUCCAAUCAAAAGUUUAAUUAGACUAAGUCUCGACUUACACCAGAAUACCCUAGGCAGAAGUGGAUUAAGUUGUGUGACCCACUAUUAAAACCCAUCCUUAUCAAAGGGGCAUGCCAGCUUGCUACCUCUAAGAUGAUUCUUCCAUCCAGAAUUACCCAUAGAACUCGGGAUCACUACUAAAACUGA
Stylonychia lemnae is the source of this 210-nucleotide messenger RNA. NCBI's taxonomy places the organism in Eukaryota, Ciliophora, Spirotrichea, Sporadotrichida, Oxytrichidae. The record is from the annotation of a GenBank genome assembly.